Molecule: messenger RNA, 390 nt
Organism: Cololabis saira (Pacific saury)
Lineage: Eukaryota; Metazoa; Chordata; Actinopteri; Beloniformes; Belonidae
Product: protein Bouncer-like
Exons: 2
Coding region: 1-390 (129 amino acids)
Source: RefSeq, a predicted model, not a curated record
AUGGCCUGGCAGAACGCGCUGCAGUUCCUGCCUGUCUUGCUCUGCUUUUACUUUCUUCUCCCUUCGCUGCUCUGUGACAACUUGCUUUGCUACUACAGCCCCCUCCUGGAGAAGGAAAAGAAGUUUGACCUCAUCGUGACCGAGUGCCCUCCAAACGAGCGGUGCUUCAAGGCCGUGGGUCGCUACGGUAACUACACAGUGCUGACAUUCAGGGGCUGCUUAGUGGAAGGGGACUGCGGUAAGCUGAACAACAUCCGCUUCAAAGGGAUGCUGCUCAAUGUGAGCUACAGCUGCUGUGACUGGCUGUACUGUAACUCGUGCCUGACGGUUGAACCCCCGUACGUCACGGCGAUGCUCGUGGCCGUGGCAGUGAUGGUCUGGAACUUAUAA